Aspergillus calidoustus is the source of this 816-nucleotide messenger RNA. NCBI's taxonomy places the organism in Eukaryota, Fungi, Ascomycota, Eurotiomycetes, Eurotiales, Aspergillaceae. The record is from the annotation of a GenBank genome assembly.
AUGGUCACUAUGGGGCUUGGAAAGAUAGGUUUGGCGAUCCUGCUUGCUAGCCGCGCAUCCUCCACCUGUUACUACCGUGACGGCAGAAUUGCCGAAGAGGAUGAGCCAUGCCCAAACUCCAAUAGCUGCUGCCCAUCUGGUGCUACGUGCCUGGACAAUCUUCUGUGUCGCGACGAAAAUAAUUUCUUGAAUGGGUCCACUGUGACCUUUCCUGGAGGUGGUACAUACAACUAUACAGAUCUAUACCAUACAAGCUCCUGUCAGAGUCGAUCCUACGAUGGAUGCUCAAUCAAAUGCACCACAAAUGAUUCCGACUCCGGCAAGUACAUCUGGGCGUGUGAUGGCACAUUGACAAGCUACUGCUGCCACUCCGACUCCGAAAGCCUCGCUCAAUACGAUUGCUGCCAAAACGGCAGGUUCAGUCUUGCUGCGCCCAGCCAAAUCACAUCAACCACAAGCACAAUAUCAACGAGCAGUUCCUCAACCCUCUCCGGCUCAACGUCCCCCGUCUCAACUACCGCCGAGCAGUCUGCGCCAACAGCGGCAGACACCACCGAGCCACAUCCAUCCAGUUCGCUCUCGACAGGUGCCAAGGCAGGAAUUGGCGUGGGCAUAUCAGUGUUGGGGGUAAUAGCCAUCAGCUUGUCCGGUGUUCUGGUCUGCUCUCGGAGGAAGAGAGAGAAGGCCAAGGUGUGCGAGAAGGGGCUCGCUGAAAUGCCUUCCGGUCUUUACAAUAUACCGGAAAUGGAGAAUACUGCUCGUCCGGCGGAACUGGGGUCCGGGACGGAUGCUCGCAGAGUAUAUGAACUUGGUUGA